Molecule: messenger RNA, 7538 nt
Organism: Vespula vulgaris
Lineage: Eukaryota; Metazoa; Arthropoda; Insecta; Hymenoptera; Vespidae
Gene: mtd
Product: TLD domain-containing protein 2
Exons: 18
Coding region: 1887-5807 (1306 amino acids)
Biological process (GO): response to oxidative stress
Cellular component (GO): nucleus
Source: RefSeq, a predicted model, not a curated record
GGUUUAGUCGCCGCGAUACAUGAUUCUCGUGACGUUCGUCGUUUCGUCUGCAAGCGCGAAAGAAGAUACGUGAACGAAAUAGUAUCAUCCGACGUCGUUGUCAUCGUCGACGUCGUCGUCGUUGUGUCGUUGUUGUUCGUCGUCGUCGUCGUCGUCGUCGUCGUCGUCGUCAUCAUCGUCAUUGUCGUAUCAUAGGUAGUGUUAGUGGUGCUGGUGAUAUGGUGUCGUUUUACCCGUCGAGUGUGCCGCGGAUUCGAUAAAAAGAAACGAAUCAACGAACGAGAAUAAUAAAAUUGGUUCAAGAAAAUUUUAAACGAAAGCAAAAGGAUGAGAUUAAAUGAAAUUGAAUGAAAUGAAAUGAAAUAAGCAAAAGAACGUGUGAAAAAAAAUAUAUAUGUGUGUGUAUAAGUAAAAAGAAAUACAUAAAAAGAAAAGGAUAAAUAAAUAAUAAAAAGAAUUAUUACAUUAGAUUCUUCCGGCGCGAAAGUGUGUCUCUCUCGAAGAAAGCAGGGCUCCGUUUCAUUUCGAGGAAAAGAGAAAGAGAAAGAGAAAGAAAAGGAGAAGGAAAGAGAGAGAGAAAGAGAGACAGAGAAACGGAGAGAGAGAGAGAGAGAGAGAAAGAGCAAGAGAUAGAGUUGUCGAGUAACUCCAAGAAAAGCGAUGAGUGAAAACCGGAAGCGUUCGUGCGUUCAACCCUCCGCGGGUGAGGGCUGAAUUUGGUGGGCGCCAUUUUGUUUUUUUUUUUUGGUAAUCAACUUUUUUCUUUUCUUUUCUUUUUAUUCCUGUUCUCACAUUAUCACGUAAAUAAAAACUCCUCAUCUUCAUCAUAAACUCUCGACGGUCUUCUUCUCAUCUCUCUCAAUAUCGUACGAAAAACGCUGAGAGAGAAAGAGAGAGUAAGAGCGAGAAAAAGAUAGAGAGAGAAAGAUUUCACAUGUGCCAAGAAAGAGGAAUAUCAUUUUCAUGUUUUGUCUGCUCUGUCCGUCUGCACUUACUGACUGACUGACUGACUGACUGACUGACUGACUGACUGACUGACUGACUGACUGAUUGACUGACUGACUAUAAUAAACAAACGCGGGAAGUCAACUGUGAAGAAAGAUCGAAGAUCGAUAAUUAUCUUUGUCUCUUUUUUCUUAUUUUUUUUUUUUUUUGAAGAAGAAAGCACACGGAUUAUUACUAUAUAAAGAGAGAAAGAAAGAGAGAAAAAGAUAAAUAGAUAGAUAGAUAGAUAGAUAUAUAUAGAGAGAAAGACUAUUAAUAGAAAAAAUAGAAGAAAAAGAAGAAGAAGAAGAAGAAGAAGAAGAAGAAGAGGAAGAAGAAGAGGAAGACGACGAGCUCGUCCGGAGUGAAAAGGCGGUCGUGCCGCUUUCACCGAGUAUUCCUUCUCUCUCUCUAUCUAUCUAUAUAUAUAUAUACAUACAUACACAUACAUACAUAUAUAUAUAUACAUACAUAUAUAUAUAUAUAUAUAUAUACAUUUAUUCCUCUCUUUCUCUGUUGCUCCCCCGCUGACUCGUGACGGCACGUUAACGGUCUUUCGCGAACGCGGUACAGAGAAAGAAGAAAUGAUAACGUUCUUCCGUUUCGUCGACGAGUCGUUCGCCUCUUGAACAGUUUCUUUGCUCUUCAAAAAACAAGAAUAUAUAUAUAUAUAUUAUAUAGUAUAUAUAUAUAUUACAUAGAGCAAGAAGAGAGAAGAAAGAAAGAUAAAGAGAUAAAGAGAAACGAUUGUUGUCCUAUUAUCUGAUACAUGUUCUUAUAUCCAUAUAUAUAUAUGUGUAUAUACGCAUAUAUUGAUAGGUGUUAAUAGUCUGUUGAAUUAUCCUCGUCUAUUUCACAAUAACAACAAUAAUAAUAAAUAUAAUACGGUAAUUAUCCGUAUUAUGGAAAGCGAGAUGUACAUUAAAGACCAAAACGAAGAAGAGGUGAUAGAAUAUAAUUUGAAUAGUAAAAAGAACGGACAGCAACAACAAAUCACGAUGAAAUACGCUUCGACUAAUUCGAUACCAUCGACUAUGGAAGAGGAAAAUGAAAAUACGUUCGAUAGAAGAAUCAUGGGUGAAAGAUUUGCCGGCGUUAGGUCGGCGGCAUCGGCGGCCAUCUUGAGAGAGAGUACUACUGGUACUGGUACUACUACUAAUUCUACUACAACUAAUACUAAUCCGAGCACUGUAUCAGCUGUUAAAGCUAGAAGGUAUAGCGUACUCGAGGAUUUGAAAGCACGUAGGGACAGUCUUUGGCAAAGGGCACGCCGUACUAGUACCUUCGAGGAAAAAGAAAAUGCGAAACAACAGAAAAUCGUUUAUGGCAAGGAAAAGAGAAGGAGUAGCGAUAGUGGCGCCGCCAGAAGAGGAUCCGUUUUUUACGUUACCGAUGAUCUACUCGAAGAAAAACAGGAUGUUAUCGUGAAUAAGGAAGAGGAAAGAGCAGCGAUAAUCGAAGCGAAAAAGGGACGAAGAAAAUCUUGGCAUCCGCUUGCCGGUGUUAAACCAUCGAAAUCUGAAAGAAAAAGAAAGAAGGCCGUUGUCGGUGCACCUCCCGAGCAAGUCGCCAGUGCCGAAGCACUUUACACCCAUACGAGACAGAAGAGACCGUCUUGGUGGAAUAUAUUCGUACCUGACUCAGUUUCCAGGUCCAGGCGAAUGUCCCAGGAUGUCACACAUUCGAGAUCAACGGAGAGUCUUAUAGGGACUUACACCAGGAGUAAAAGCCGUAGCGUGGAUCACGGAUUCACAGCACCAUUUGAUUUGGAUACUUUGAGGAACAAGGUCGAAGGAAGAUUCGAAUCCGUCGACAAGCUAUCGAAAGAUUCCGAUAAUGAGAGCAAAGAUGGUUCUACGACACAAGAAAAAAGACAUGGUCGCAUUUCUCAACCAAACAACACUAUCGCGUACACGGUGGGCGACAGAGAUACGCUUACGUCAGUGGCAGCCAGAUUUGACACCACACCCUCCGAGCUGAGUAAACUCAACAGGCUCGGUAGUACCUUUAUCUAUUCAGGACAGCAAUUAUGGGUUCCAAACAAAGGAGAAGGCCGUGCUGGAGGCGGUACCAUAACAGACGCGCCCAGUCCAGAUCCUCCACAGGAUCACGACUCGCAGGACGAUUUACCACCGGAAGAGAAAGAACUUCUAGAUAAUUUGCGACCUGUGUCACCAAAGCCGGGCCACAUUGAAAGAGUGAAGACUCCUCUUGGCAGUGGAAAUGCUGUUACGGAAGAUGAUGAACAACCAUUUAAAGAACGAUUUUUGAAAAUCAAUGUACGCCAUAUUACAGACGGACAGGGUGUGGUAGGCGGUGUAUUAUUGGUUACACCAAAUGCAGUUAUGUUUGAUCCAAAUGUCUCGGAUCCUCUUGUCAUUGAACAUGGUGCUGAAUCUUAUGGAGUUAUCGCUCCAAUGGAAUUUGUGGUCAAUGCUGCGAUAUAUUAUGAUAUUGCUCAUAUGCGAGUAGGACACACAAAAUCCGGAAAUCUAGACAAAAAGCCUGAUAUAUACUAUAUGAAGAAACCUUCUCAAGGGGAUAGUCAGAAAUCUCAGUCACCGGGCAAAGAUGAAACUUUCCCUGAAUUGGCAGGUGACGAUAAUGAAAGUGUAUGCAGUUGUGCGGAAAGGGAAGGUGAUGCUUUUCCAAAAGCUUUCGAUAGAGAGCUCGUAACACCUACCAAUCUUCAAAGUCAGGACGAUAAUUUAGCGACAACCAAAGAGAAGGAAGAAAAGGAGAAAGAUAGUACUGAGAAAGAACCAUGUGUUGGUGGUCAAGCAAGUAGAACGUUAGAAGAACGUAGGAGAUCGAUGUUAGAUCAUCAUUGGGCAGUUCCUAGUAAAGAUCGAAGUACGUUUUCGGUUGAUGACGAACAACAAGAUUCCUUGAAUUCUGAUAAGACAGAAUCAGCAAAAUCCAAUGCCAUUCCUGAAGAUGAAGAAGGAUCUCUAGUCAAAUUGUCGUGCCAUGAUUCUGGCAUAGAUAUACGUGAUCCUAACCCACCGCUUCCAGUUGUUCAACCUAUGCCAUCGAAGAAAGUAUAUUCGGACGCAGACAUUGUUUUAUCUUCGGAAUGGGUCCCACCAAUAACAAUAGCUCCAACUAAUAUCACAACUAGUUCGUUAGAUAGCGGUCCUAACAUCAAUGGUAGAAAGAAAGCUAGUUCAGUAUCGUUUAGUUUAGAUAGUAAUAGCGAAGAACCCGAAAAGGACGAAGAACAUAAGGAGGAUGAUAAACAAGAAUCUAGAAAAAAUAAGAUGUUAAAGCGUUUGUCUUAUCCAUUGUCGUGGGUUGGAAUGGAAGGACUCACAGGUGACCGAGAGGAAGAAAAUAAAUCCGUUUCCGAUAGAGUUUCAAGCUUGCCGAAUAGUGCUGAUUCGCAUCAUUCGUCUGUCUUCAGUAAAGUCUUCUCAAGCUCGCCGAUCAACCUGGUGAGUGACUUUAGCUCGGGCCUCUUUGCUAAAACUCCCAGCGAAGAGAGUGGUGGGGGCGGUAGAGCUGGAGGAACUCCUCCACUUAUCGCCUCCUCUCUCUCCCAGGACUCCAGCAAUGCCCAAUUUUCACCAGGUCCAGGAGGCCUAAUUGGGCGUUCUUCCGUGGGUACUUUCAUCAGACAACAACCUCUAACAUCCUCAGGUAGUAGCAGUGUUGAUAGCAAUCGUGGAAGUAAAACUUUAACGCAAGCACCACGACUGGAUUACCGCAGUAUGGUUUCGGUUGAGGAUAUGCCAGGACUAUUCGUUAGUUUUGACAAACUGAUACCACGACCUGCACGAUCUUGCGAAGAUCCUCCGUUGUACCUGAGACUACGGACUGGUAGACCUAAAGAUAAAAAAAUACCACGAUCUACGCCUAUUAUGAGUUAUGGCAAGAAGAAGCUGCGUCCUGAAUAUUGGUUUAGCGUUCCACGUAAUAGGGUCGAUGAUCUUUAUAGGUUUAUUCACGCGUGGGUGCCUAACCUUUACGGUGAACUCGAUGAAAAUUAUUGGAGGGAACGUGGAUAUAUUCUAUCCGACACCGACACAGAUUUAUCGCCAGAAUUGACACCACAGGAAUCUGGCGAAAGUGGAGAAUCAACUGAAGAGGGAAAGGCUCGCAAUCAAGACGGCGAUGAGAUAUCCGAAUUAACGAGAGAAUCCUGGGAGCUGAUCAAGGCCCCCUACGUAAAGCUGUACACCAUCCUGAAGACAUCGAGCACCUCGGCUGAUUCCGAACAGGCCCAGGACCCGGAGGUGUUGUCUAUGAGCGAGGAGCUUAGAAGAGCUCUAUAUGCGAAUAGCGCAGUCUCGUUGGACAAUGAUAUAAUUGUACCGGAUCUUGUUGGUACGACGGAGAUUCUCAGCGACGAACACAGAGAACACUUAUGCAGACAUUUACCAGCGAGAGCGGAAGGCUACCUUUGGACGUUGGUAUUCAGUACGAGCCAACAUGGCUUUAGUCUGAACAGUAUGUACAGAAAAAUGGGCAAAAUUGAAAGCCCGAUUCUGCUCGUUAUCGAGGACACCGAGGGUAACGUGUUUGGAGCAUUGACUUCUUGUGCUCUACACGUGAGCGAUCACUUUUAUGGUACAGGAGAGUCUUUACUCUUUAGGUUCACACCAAGGUUCCAAGCUUUCAAUUGGACUGGUGACAAUCUUUACUUCAUCAAAGGCAACAAUGAGAGCCUUGCCAUAGGUGCCGGAGAUGGUAAAUUUGGACUCUGGCUGGACGGUGAUCUCUAUCAAGGAAGGACACAAUCAUGUAGCACGUAUGGGAAUGAACCAUUGGCGCCACAUGAAGACUUCGUAGUUAAGACUUUGGAAUGUUGGGCGUUUAUAUAGGAUUUGGCCUCAUAUUAUUCAUCUGCUACCUCGCCCCCCAUACCGCAGCCUAAUUUAACCUGAAUCCGAAUACCUCUCUCCACCAGUGAUAUCCAAAUCUCUAAGGAGGGAUCAUAAAGAAGAGGACACGACGAAGACAUGAAGAAUUAAUCUUUUGACGGGAAGCAACAAAAAAGUAAAAUAAAAUAAACACCAAUACUAUCAAUAAUAUAUACCAACAACACAACAACAACAACAACAACAACAGAAAUAACAAAGAGACCACACUUUUGCCCGAAGAGAUUAAAAUAUUAAUAAUCUUUGAUUGUCGUUUACGCAAAUACACAGUUAAGGGUAUUUUAAAGAAAAAAAUCAAUAAUAAUAAUAAUAAUAAUUAACAAACAAGUAUAUAAGAAAAAAAAGAGAGAAAGAGCAGAAAGGAAAUAUGAUAAAAAUACUGAGUUCAAUCGAUGGAUCAAGAAAUCCGCGUGUCUUUGAAAGGUCGAAGGAUCCACGUAGAUCCGUUGUAAUAAGAAUAAUAAGAGAGAUAAGAAGGAGAUACAGAUUUUAUUUUAGAGCUGCCAAAAGAUAAUGGCGAUGACGGUAGUAGAGAAUUAAGAAAAUGAAGAGGUUUUGAAAGAGAGAAAUAUAAAAGAAAAGAGGCUCAUGAAUUCUCGGAAACGUAGCGCCAGAGUCUUUUAAAUCACGGACUGUGUAGCUAUCGGUUAUUUUAUUAUUAAUAUUAUUACUAUUAUUAUAUUAUUACUAUUAAUAUUAUGAUUAUGAUUAUUAUUAUUAACGUUAAUUGUCCUGUUUUUUUUUCCUUUUUUCUAAGUUUGCGUAUUUAUUUCAUUUUGCGUGUACGUGUGUUGUUUUUUUUUCUUCUACUUUUUUUUUAUUACUAUUAUUAUUAUUAUAUUAUUAUUAUUAUUAUUAUUAUUAUUACACUCUUGCGAACGAUCGUCACAUUGCUAAUUGAAAAAAUCAAAUAGAGAAGUCGAAGGAACACGACGAUCGCAUUUUUGUACAAUGAUAACUUGUUUCGAACUAGUCGCGAAAUUAUGAGACGUUUUUUUCUUUUUUCUUUUUUUCGAAGAGAUUGUGACGCCAUUAUUAAGCGACGAUAUAAUCGUGUGAACGAAAGUGAGAGAGUGCGAGACUAGUGCGAAUGAUUUAGAUGGAUGAUUAUGAUGAUGAUGAUGAUGAUGAUGAUGAUGAUGAUGAUGAUAGAUAUUUAAAAAAAACGAAACGACAAAAAAGAAAUACGAAGGAAUAAAAAAAGAAUGGUAUGAUAGAAAAAGGAGAUAUAUAUACAUACAUACAUAUAUAUAUAUAUAUAUUCCUGAAAAUAUAAAAAAAGAAAAAGAGCAGCAAACGUGGAUAAAACUAAAAUAUUAUAAAACGAUAAUGAAACAACUCACUACAACUAAAUCUAACCGUUUGUUGAUGUGUAGAUAAUGUAGAUAGUUAAUGUAAAUACAUCAUAUGUUAUUGUAUUAAUUUUACCACUAGGUAACAUUGCAGAGGAACACUGCUACGUAGCCGUUAGCUCGUAAUAAUACUAAAACGAAACUAAACGAAAUAAAACAAAAAUAUAAAAAAAAAGAAAAAUUGCAUAUAAUCGAAGACACACAGGUACACAAAAAGGAAACACAGUUUGUGAGAAACACAUACAUAUAUACAGGUAGUUCCCGCUUGACGAAUUCUUGUGUUAAAUGAAUUUUUCACCUAUAAAAACAAAAUUGGUUUUUC